AUGGCUUGGUAUAAGAGUUUGGCACCAGGAUCCAUCGAUUCCUGGUCAGAUAUAUGCGCCCGCUUCCGGGCUCACUUCACAUCUUUGAGGCGCCAUCCAAAAACAGAAGCGACCCUCGAAGCCAUCAUUCAAGGUGAAACCGAGCCCCUCAGGUCCUACCUCGAACGGUUCAACAAAGCGGCCGUCGAGGUAAAGGUCGAGGAGAGCAUGAAGCUGUACCUCCUCGACAGGGGACUCCGUCGAGAUAGUGACUUCGCCAAAGCUGUUGGCAUAGAAGAGCCGAAGACACUAGACGCUUUCUUCGAAAAGGCAAAGAAAUACAUCGCCUACGAAGAAAAGCAGAAGGCCAUAGAUCUGAGGAGGCCUAAAAGCCAAGAAAAACCCAGGAACCACGAGAAGGAUGAAGCUGGGACCUCGCGAAGAGGUAACGAAAAAGGAAGAGAGGAGAGGAUCAAAGAGUCCAAACCUCCUCGUGGAAAGUUUACAACAUACACUCCACUGAACGCUCCAAGAGAUCGAAUUUUUGCUGAAGUCUCCGCUGCGGACUUCAAGAAAGCUGGGAUCCAUUUCCCAAGACAGCAGCCUAUGAAGGCAAAUACUGAUAAGACAAAAUUCUGUCGAUAUCAUAAAAGCCAUGGACACGUCACCGAAGACUGUGUCCACCUAAAAGACGCCAUCGAGAUUCUGAUACAGAAGGGAUAUGCCCGAAGAUACGUUCAGAACGGCGAACAAGUACAACAACAGCGGGAGCCUCAAGAGGUCGCAAUGGCCAUUGAUGUCUCCGAGCAAGAAAACAACCGAGGCGUAGUCCCUCAGGCCCUUGCCAUUUCGGCACCAGAGAUCCCACUCCCCUCCCCAGGAUCGGAUGAAGGAGCACUCAUGAGGCAUUUUAACGCCCAUAUGAAUGGCUCAUGGGAGAAUUUCCCCAAAGCACUAAUAAUAACAGGGGGGGCUCAACAAAGUCACCAUCGGCUCCGUGAAAAGAAAAUUUGA
This is a messenger RNA of Trifolium pratense (red clover), 993 nucleotides long. RefSeq lists its product as uncharacterized. The coding region runs from base 1 to 993 and encodes 330 amino acids. NCBI's taxonomy places the organism in Eukaryota, Viridiplantae, Streptophyta, Magnoliopsida, Fabales, Fabaceae. The transcript has a single exon. The record is from RefSeq and is a predicted model, not a curated record.